AUGAGUGACGAUUACUUCGGAGAAAUAUCUCUGAAUUUGACAACAGAAGCAUCGUCAUUUCAGUCUGGCAAGAAGAGAAAGGUCUAUGGCGACAGGAUAUCAAGAGUCCAACAGAGGAAGGAAGUAAAACAGUCGAGUGACAAUUCACAGUUGACUGUAAAACCAAGCAGUGAGAAAACAGUAACAAAACGAAAAUGGGAAGACGAAAGUACUACUGAACAUACUGAAAAACACGGCAACAAGAAGAAGAAGCCAGAUGUUGUCAUAUCGUCUCUCUUCAGAAAGAAUCCAGAAAUUCCACAAGUUCUGAGUGCUGAAGUCGACACAGUUGCCGAAAAUGUGUUCACCGGGGAAGCAUUCAAAGAUUUGCCUCUACAUCCAUUUCUGGUUGCUAACUUGGAGGAGAAGCAAGGCUUUACACAGAUGACAGAGGUUCAGAAGCAGGCCAUUCCUGUGUUGCUGAGACGGAAUGAUGCUUUAAUCAAGUCUCAGACUGGUUCAGGGAAAACAUUGUCCUACGCUGUUCCCAUUGUUCAGUCCCUACAGUCCAGAAAACUGAAGAUAAGAAGAGAUGAUGGACCAUACGCCUUGGUGAUUGUUCCCACAAGAGAGCUAGCACUACAGAGUUAUGAAACCUUUCUCAAGCUUCUCCGGCCAUUUAUCUGGAUUGUACCAGGCUGCCUCAUGGGAGGAGAAAAACGCAAAGCUGAAAAAUCCAGAUUACGUAAGGGUGUCAACAUCCUGGUGGCCACUCCAGGCCGACUGAUGGACCACAUCCGAACCACUAACGUCCUGACCCUAGCCAGAGUCCAGUGGCUCGUCAUUGAUGAGGCAGACAGAUUGCUUGAAUUGGGGUAUGAAAGGGAUGUAGCACAGAUCAUGAAUUCUUUGAAGGCCCAGUGUCCUGACCCACCUCAGACGGUGUUACUUUCAGCAACGUUAUCUGAAGGUGUGGAAAGAUUAUCCAGUAUUACACUGAACAAUCCUGAACACAUCAAUGUCACUGAUGGUGUCAGUCAACCAAUAAGCACCGCCCUCAUCAGUCACACAGUCUCCUCUAAAGCCCAGACAUGGUCACAGGAAGAGAACAGGGACGAGACUUUCUCCGUGCCUUCACAGCUAAAGCAGCAUUUUAUUAUCACCCCAUGCAAACUGCGUCUUGUUACACUCGCUAGCUUGAUCUUGUGGAAGUGUAAAUACACCAAGCCAGCCAGCAAGAUGAUAGUGUUCUUCUCAACACAAGACUCUGUGGAGUUCCAUGCCAGGUUGUUCUCACAAAUUUUGCUGCCAAAAAAGAAGAAGGCUGUCACUGAUCUUGCUGAAGACAGGUCAAAAACAUUUCUUGAGUUUUCCCAGGCAAACAGUGGAGUCUUGCUGUGUACUGAUGUUGCAGCUCGAGGCAUUGAUCUGCCCCAUGUUGAUUGGAUUGUUCAGUACACAUCACCAGGAGCAACAGUUGAUUAUGUACACAGAGUUGGUAGGACUGCCCGAGCUGGGACAGAGGGUCAGGCCUUGUUGUUUUUGAUGCCUUCUGAAGUUGGUUUCAUAGAGGAACUAAACAAGCACAAAAUCAGCCUAUCACAGAUGCAACUGUCCACCAUUUUGAAACCCCUUCUGGCAAAUAUCUCCAGUCUGCCACCAGCAGAACAUGUGAAUACAAAUAGAGAAAUGCCAAGAACUGAAGAAGAAGCUGCCACAUAUCUGCAGGACAGAGCUGAAGAAUGUGUAUUGAAGGACAAAGAGAUGCAUGGUUUGGCAGGGCGAGGAUUUCAGUCGUUCGUCAGAGCAUAUGCAACUUACUCAAGGGAGGUCAAGGACAUUUUCAAAGUCAGUGACCUUCACUUAGGUCAUGUGGCAAAAAGUUUUGCAUUGAGAGAAGCUCCGACAAAAGUUCAUGGAGUCUCUGCCAAGUUUGGAGGGGUGCAGAAGAUGCAGAGGACAACUGAAAAGUCCAGCAACAAGAAACCCUUGAGCUUCAAGCAGGCAGCUUUGAGUGAAUACUCUAGUGGUUUCCAACCGGGCAACAAAAAGGUCUGGGCUAAACCAGGUGGUAUAACAAAAGCCAAGAAAGGAAGAUGA
Candidula unifasciata is the source of this 2079-nucleotide messenger RNA. Lineage: Eukaryota; Metazoa; Mollusca; Gastropoda; Stylommatophora; Geomitridae. The record is from the annotation of a GenBank genome assembly.